AGCAGUGAAGAGAUAGAAUCUGCCCAAUGAUCGAGCCACGUGGAUGAUUAAGAAACAAAGGCAGUCAUUCCUUUGGUGACUCCUACGCCAUUUGUCCCACAUCUGCAAUUCAACAAACUCCUUCCCGUGCAUCUCUGGUACACGGUUUGUGGACCUCCGUCGCAAUAUUAAAUAGAACGGCGAUAUGGCCUCCAUCGAGGUCUCACAGUCGUCCAUCAGAAGAUGCUUCCGUAGUUUAAGCCGUCCAUCAGACGAAUCAUAGAAAGAAUGCGCAAUCCAACAGCUCUCCUAUCCUUCCACCGUUUCCAGACGCAGCAGCAGGAAAAGGAAUGGCCCUGCGACAGCGAGGCUGGAGCUGGAGCUCCGCCCUGGUGGGCGCCGCCUCGGCUGCGGCGGCCACCGUCGUCGUCCUCGGUCGGCCAAGAGACCCCACCUUCCACCUCAUCUCCAUCACCCUCUCCUCCUUCCGCCUCAACCUCCCCCUCCUCGACGUCGACCUCACCCUCACCGUCCACGUCACCAACCCCAACCUCGUCCCCAUCCACUACGCUUCCGCCAUCAUCUCCAUAUUUUACGCCGGCUCCCACCUCGGCUCCGCCCUCCUCCACGCCGGCUCCCAACCCGCCAUGUCCUGCCAGCUCCUCCACCUCCCGGCCCGCCUUUACGGCCUCGAGCUCGCCCACCACGUCCCGAGACUCCUCGCCGACGCCGCCCGCCGUCAGAUGACCCUCGACGCCUCCGUUGACAUCUCCGGCACCGCCCAAGUCCUCUGGUGGGCGCACCGCUUCAGUGUCCACGUCGACAGCCAUGUCGUCGUCGACCCCAUCUUCCUCGACGUCAUCGACCAGGAGAACCACUCCGAAACCCAUCUACACCUCUCGUAAUCGUACAUAUCUCAUCGACGCUGUAUGGUGUUGCAAAUGGACGACGGAUGUCAAACUGUUCGACAUCAUUAGUCGAUUAGCUUCCGUAGUCUGAGCUUUCUUUUUGACUUGGCUCGUUUCCACUGGGUGUUCUCUGCAGAACUGUAUGUGCUCCUCCAGCCUACGGCUAAUUGGGCAAACAGGAUAUCAACUGAAGGCUAUUAUUUGAAGUCA
Messenger RNA from Musa acuminata subsp. malaccensis (wild Malaysian banana), 1097 nucleotides. The record is from RefSeq and is a predicted model, not a curated record. NCBI's taxonomy places the organism in Eukaryota, Viridiplantae, Streptophyta, Magnoliopsida, Zingiberales, Musaceae.